AAUAUCAUAUAGGGUUUGCAUUCCCAUCUGGUAUACAUAGAACUGCAGCUCAUCUUCCGCCUAGCUAGCUGAUAAUUAAGUUCGUAUUGCAAAUAUGGGUAUGUUAAUUUCUUACUAAUAUCUGGUCCCAGCAUGGGGGAGAAAAAAAGAAGACCAAAGCCUUGCAUCUUCUCAUAGCUCCCUUACUAAGAGGAAUCGAGAAAGAAGAAGCAACAACAAAGAUCGAUCGAUGGAGGAAAGUGCAGGUGGCUUUGAAUGUUCAAAGAUAAGCCUUUCCAACCGAAAUGAGGAUGGAAGCGAGAGCGGGGAGAAUGAUGACGACUGUAAUCCUAGAAAAGGAGCAAGCUCAAGCCACAGCACGGUCGAAGAGAGCGAGAAGAAACCAUCGGUGCGGCCUUAUGUUAGAUCGAAGAUGCCUAGGCUCCGAUGGACGCCUGAUCUUCAUCUUCGUUUUGUUCAUGCUGUUGAAAAACUUGGUGGACAAGAAAGAGCCACACCAAAGAUGGUUCUUCAGAUGAUGGACAUAAAAGGAUUAAGUAUUGCACAUGUCAAGAGCCAUUUACAGAUGUACAGAAGCAAGAAGGUGGAUGAUUCGAACCAAGUAUUAGCGGAUCAUAGGCAUCUUGUGGAAAGUGGAGAUCGAAAUAUCUAUAACCUCAGCCAACUUCCCAUGCUUCAAGGAUACAACCCGAGCCACAAUUCCCAUUUCCGUCCAAGAUGUAGAUUUGGAGAUGCUUCUUGGGGCGGUCACGAAAAGUUCUUGGGUUUUACUCCGGGCUGCAGCUCAAUGAGUAAUUCCAGUACUGGCAGUAGUACUGUGGGUGAAAGGAUCUUUGGUAGCAGCUAUAACAAUUGGACUAACAGCAAUUUCCCUUCGGGAACUUCCAGUUUCAGUAAACAGUCAGGUUUUACUAGAUUAACCCAAGAAGUGAAAGAUGGAUUCCAGUCAUUUUAUAAAAAUCAACCCUGCUCGCAGACUCAAACCAGAUUGAAUCCCACUGAUGAUCUUAACCCGGCCUUAACCGGCCAUCUGCAUGCGGAACUAAAAGAGCGUACAAGUUUUUGUAAUACCAAUGCUCCUUCAGAUUUCAGCAAGAUUAGUACAACCACUCUUCAAGACCAGUGGAGUAAGCUGAAAAGAAAGGUCUCGGACUACGACCUCGACUUGGAUCUAUCUCUUAGGCUGACUUCGAGUGAUCAAGAGAACCAGAGAAGAAGUUCAGGGCAUCAUAAAGUUGAUAGUAAUCUCUCCCUGUCUCUGUACUCGCAAUCAUCGAGCUCGAAUUUGACCAGUUUGAAGGAAGGACGCGCCCAUGAUGAUAAGGAGCAAGAAAGAAGGGCAAGUACUCUGGAUCUGACUAUAUGAAUUAUGAGGAAAUUCUAAGUGAGAUCUUGAGGUACUUGUCCAAAACAAUGCAAUAUUACUUUUAUGAAUGAAAGUUGUCUUUCAUGUACCCACAUACGAAUUAAUAAUUAGUCUCCGCCACUCAAUUUCCUUUUCAAUUCUUCUAUUUUC
Messenger RNA from Juglans regia (Persian walnut), 1516 nucleotides. RefSeq lists its product as uncharacterized. Gene Ontology annotation, biological process: abaxial cell fate specification; regulation of DNA-templated transcription. NCBI's taxonomy places the organism in Eukaryota, Viridiplantae, Streptophyta, Magnoliopsida, Fagales, Juglandaceae. The coding region runs from base 230 to 1366 and encodes 378 amino acids. Gene Ontology annotation, molecular function: transcription cis-regulatory region binding. Gene Ontology annotation, cellular component: nucleus. The transcript is spliced from 6 exons. The record is from RefSeq and is a predicted model, not a curated record.